AUGGGAAUUCUCGCCACUUCGAUCACAAACGACUCCAUCAUUAGACCAGCGGGAUUCUAUGUUAUCGGAUUUACGCAUUUAAAGUUUGCUCAUUUGCAUGUACUUUUCCUCGGCUUCAUUUAUAUUGUAACGAUUUUGUUCAACUCCUUAUUAAUUUCCAUAAUAUGUAUAGAUCAUCGGCUGCACACUCCAAAGUACAUUGCGGUGGCAAAUUUAGGGAUUGUCGAUUUGAUGUGCAGUACAUCCUUUAUUCCUAGUACGAUCAAGACCGUUGUCACGAGAGAUACCUUCAUGUCCUACAAUGCAUGUUUGACACAGAACUUUUUCUAUUUCGGGGCUCUAUCACUAGAGUCAUUUUCCCUUAGUAUACUUGCCUAUGACAGGUUAAUUGCCAUAUGUUUCCCACUGAGACAUAAUACAAUCAACACUCCCACACGCAUGAUUAGUAUUUUAGCGGUUGUUUGGUCGUUUUGUGUGAGCGUAAUAGUGUUCUUGGUCGUGAUCUUAACAAAACUUUCUUUUUGUGAUUCACUCACUGUGUCCACAUUUAUGUGCGAGUACGCAACGGUGCACAGUCUUGCGUGCAAUGAUGAUACACUGCAAUGGGCCGUGGGCUCUUCUGUAAGUAUACUGUUUUUGUUUGUGCCACUUAGUUUAAUCGUCGCGUCAUACGGCUGUAUUUUGAAAGUCGUAUUUAAAAUGAAAAGUGUGGAGAGUAGGUACAAAGCACUUGCUACAUGCACAGAACAUCUGGUCGUAGUGGCGAUUUUCUACGUGCCGACCAUAACGCUGUACAUCAUUGAACUUUUCUUAUUCCUCGUCGAUCCAAACGUCAAAAUGGUGAAUUUAUCGUUAGCCUCAUGCAUACCUUCUUGUCUGAACCCCAUUGUGUAUUCACUGGCAACCAAAGAAAUCAGGAGCAGAAUACUGGCUAUGCUCCAGAAAGUCAAAGUUGCAGCGUGGGCGGGGCAGGCCUAG
This is a messenger RNA of Conger conger (European conger), 978 nucleotides long. RefSeq names its product olfactory receptor 52B2-like. Gene Ontology annotation, biological process: G protein-coupled receptor signaling pathway. The transcript has a single exon. Lineage: Eukaryota; Metazoa; Chordata; Actinopteri; Anguilliformes; Congridae. Bases 1 to 978 code for a protein of 325 amino acids. Gene Ontology annotation, cellular component: membrane. Gene Ontology annotation, molecular function: G protein-coupled receptor activity; olfactory receptor activity. The record is from RefSeq and is a predicted model, not a curated record.